This is a messenger RNA of Nymphaea colorata (pocket water lily), 1410 nucleotides long. RefSeq names its product probable carboxylesterase 15. The transcript has a single exon. Bases 287 to 1216 code for a protein of 309 amino acids. The record is from RefSeq and is a predicted model, not a curated record. Lineage: Eukaryota; Viridiplantae; Streptophyta; Magnoliopsida; Nymphaeales; Nymphaeaceae. Gene Ontology annotation, molecular function: hydrolase activity.
CAUUCGGCUUGCCAACGCAAGAAGAGGAGCGGCCUCCUUCUUCUAUGGUUUACACCAUCACGUGCCCGUGGGGCCAAAAUUGACGGACUUCCGUCUUCCUUUUCCUUCCUGGUUAAAGUUUCGCCUCACCAUCUUCAGUUUUCAUCUGUCUGUAAAUAUUCACCAACGGCAUCAUUGAUUUGAGUUGCUCUUGCUUUGGCUUUUUUUUACGAACUCCAGCUCCUAUAUAAUUCCCUCUCGUUGCUUUUGGCACCACCUGCAGUCGAACGCUGUUCAAGCUUUGACGAUGGAACUUUUUCCCCAAGUUCAUGUCAACCAGGAUGGCAACAUCGUCAGGCCGGCCGCCGCCGACCACCCACCGUUCUCUGUCCCGGAGUCCCUUUCCGACCCCGUAUCCUCCGUCGACGUAACCAUCGACUCCUCCUCUGGCCUAUGGGCUCGCAUUUACACUCCUCCUAACCCAUCCGGGAAGCCCCUCCCUUUCGUAGUUUACGUUCAUGGCGGCGGUUUCUGCUUCCUCUCCCCCGCCUCCGUCGAGUACCACCAACUCGCCACCCACCUCGCCUCCGAUACAUCCUCCGUAGUCUUCUCUCUCGCAUAUCGUCUCGCGCCGGAGCACCGCCUCCCAACAGCCUACAACGAUCUCCUUGCCGCCUUCCAGUGGCUCUACUCCCCAAAUGCGCGCCGCCAGCUGCCUGCCUCCGCCGACCUCUCCCGACUCUUCCUCAUCGGCGACAGCGCCGGUGGAAACAUCAUCCAUAACGCCCUGAACAUCGGCGCGCCUGCGGAGGUGCUGGAAAGCCUGAGAGGGGUGGUGCUCCUGCAGCCGUACUACGGCGGGGAGGAGCGGACGGAGUCGGAGAAUAGGUGGUCGAACGAGCACGCUUACCUCACCAUGCCAUUCUCCGAUGUUUGCUGGAGGCUGGCGCUGCCGGACACGGACCCACCAUCGACUAGAGGCCACCUAUUCUGCAGCCCUCCUGCUUCCGGCCUGCCAGCCGUCGGCCUGAUGUUGGUAGCAGGCGGCAAGGAUGUGCUGAAGGACCGGUGCCUGAGAGUGGCAGCGGAGCUGGAGAAGUUAGGAAGGGGGGCGGUGGAGCUGCACGUCUUUGAGGAAGAGGAUUACGCCUUUUACGGGCGCCGCCAGGGGCAUCCUGCGUUCAAGCAGCUGAUGGGCUUCAUCUCCGCCUUCAUCUCUCGCUUGGGCUGCCAUUAACGCUGGUUGUUUCGUCGCUUCUCUUGAAAAGCGAGCCAUGGAUCUGCGUGUUUUUUUUUUUUUUUCGUGCUUCAGUAAUUGCUUUUCGUGUACUAUAUUCUGUUACCUUAUAUUAUCAUGUAUCUGUGUUCCUAAAAAUACAAAAAUGUAGCCUGAUGACGUAUGCAAUAUUCAAUAAAAGACUUUUACAUGAG